Messenger RNA from Pistacia vera, 2488 nucleotides. Its product is annotated as receptor-like protein CLAVATA2. The transcript has a single exon. NCBI's taxonomy places the organism in Eukaryota, Viridiplantae, Streptophyta, Magnoliopsida, Sapindales, Anacardiaceae. Bases 224 to 2398 code for a protein of 724 amino acids. The record is from RefSeq and is a predicted model, not a curated record. Gene Ontology annotation, molecular function: protein binding.
CACUUUUAAUAAUUCCUUUUUUUAGCUUUAAAAUUCCCACUUUACUUCAUCUCCAUAGCUCCAACAUUGCUGCAUUUUCACUCAGUAAGUCCCUCUCUCUCUAUAGCUCAAGUCUCUUCAAGUUUCAGCUUUUUGUUUUUGUAUUUUGUCAGUUUAAUCUCUGUAAAGCUCAAAACUUUCAUGUCAAAGUUGUGAACUUUAAGCUGAAGUUCACUUGUACAACAUGAAACUCAACUGGGUUUUGCCUCUUUAUUUCUGCAAACUCUUCUUCUUGAUUUUGCUAUUUACACACCCAUCCGAGUCUCUUGACCUUAACCUGCAAGAGAAAGCUUCACUUUUGUUGUUUAGGUCACUGGUUCAAGACCCUAACCAGAGGUUAUCAUCUUGGGUUGGGUCUAACUGUACCAACUGGACUGGUGUCACUUGUGAUAGGCAGACCAGCCAUGUUGUGUCUUUAAACUUGAUUAAUAUGAACUUGUCAGGCCAAGUUCAUCGCAGUUUGUGUGAGCUUUUGUUUCUUGAAAAUUUGGCUUUGUCCGGUAAUAACUUGAGUGGUAGAAUCCCUUUAUGUUUUGAUGCAUUGAAUGGUCUCAAGACUCUUGAUCUUAGUCACAAUGGCUUUGUUGGUGUUUUGCCUGAUACUUUGAUGAGGCUUAGGAACUUGAAAGCACUUAUUUUGAGCGGUAAUAGAGGUUUGGGAGGAGUUUUCCCUUGGUGGAUUGGGAAUUUUUCGACAAAUUUGGAGAAACUUGAUAUGAGUUUUGAUUCAUUUAGAGGAGAAGUGCCUGAGAGCUUGUUUUACUUAAAGUCUUUGAAGUAUUUGGAUCUUGGAAACAAUUAUUUAGAGGGUGAUGUUCAUGAGUUUUAUCAGGGUUUGAGUUAUCUCAAUCUGGGGUCUAAUAGAUUUUCGGGUACUUUGCCUUGUUUCUCUGCUUCUGCAUCGUCGCUAACUCUUUUGAAAUUGGAUAAUAAUUCUAUUGUGGGUGGAAUUCCUACUUGUAUUGCUUCAUUGCAAGCUUUGACUCAUAUGAAUUUGUCAUUUAAUCAUUUGAGUUAUGGGAUUUCUCCGAGGCUUGUGUUUAUGGAGAAGCUUCUUGUGUUGGACUUGAGUUUCAAUGAUUUGUCGGGUCCGCUCCCGAGCAAAAUUGCUGAGACGACAGAGAAGUCAGGGCUUGUUCUUCUUGACCUUUCGCAUAAUCGGUUCUCAGGUGAAAUCCCCUUGAAGAUUACUGAGCUAAGAAGCUUACAAGCAUUGUUUCUUUCUCACAAUCUUCUCACUGGAGAAAUCCCUGCAAGGAUUGGAAACUUGACUUAUCUUCAAGUGAUUGAUCUCUCACACAAUAUGUUGUCAGGUUCAAUUCCAUUGAACAUUGUUGGGUGCUUCCAGCUGCUGGCAUUGAUAGUCAAUAACAAUAAUCUUUCGGGUCAAAUUCAGCAAGAGCUUGAUGCUCUGGAUAGUUUGAAGAUAUUGGAUAUAAGCAACAACAGGAUAUCUGGGGAGAUCCCACUAACUUUGGCAGGCUUGAAAUCGUUGGAGAUUGUAGAUUUCAGCUCGAACAAUCUCUCCGGAAGUUUGAGUGAUGCAAUAACCAAAUGGUCGAACCUCAAGUAUCUCUCCAUUGCGCGGAACAAACUCAGUGGAAAUCUUCCGAAUUGGUUAUUCUCAUUUGGAGCAAUUCAAAUGAUGGAUUUCUCUAAUAACAAAUUCACAGGCUACAUACCAGACGGUAACUUUAAUAUCAGCUUAAAUUUCAACAAUGGUGAUAUUACUAGAAGUUUGCCUGCAAAACCAUUUGUUUCCAUGAGAAGUAUGGCGAUCAACAUUUCUGUGGCUGUCAUUGAUACAAAUGUGUUAAACUUUAACUAUGAUCUAUGUUCAACAGUUGGUAUAGAUUUAUCCGAUAAUUUGCUUCAUGGGGUGAUUCCAGAUGGUCUAUUUGAGCUGCGAGGUCUCAAAUACCUGAACCUAUCAUACAAUUUUCUCAAUGGUCAGGUUCCAGGUCUUGAUAAGAUGUUAAGCUUGAGAGCUUUAGAUUUAUCACAUAAUUCUUUGACCGGUCAGAUUCCAGGAAACAUUUCCAGCCUUAAAGAUUUGACACUUCUGAACUUGUCGUAUAACAGUUUCUCCGGAUUUGUUCCUGAGAAACAAGGGUCUCGAAAAUUUCCAGGAGCAUUUGCUGGAAAUCCGGAUUUGUGCGUGGAGUCAGCCUCCAGUGAAGGGUGUGACCGGACAAGCCUUCCAACGGUGCCUGGAAAGUCGUUUAGAGAAGAAAUAGGCGAGGGACCGAUAUCUAUCUGGGUAUUCUGUUUAAGCUUUUUUGUUAGCUUCUAUCUUGGUGUUGUUACUCUCUUUUGUUCAGCUAGGACAAGAAAGUACAUUCUUCAGACAAAAAAUUGAUGUAGGGUUAAAUUGAGAACGAAAACUUUCCUAUUGUAUAUUCCCAAUUCUAUUUUCUCAUAAGCUUAGUUUGCUUUUCUAAGAUUAUUC